AUAUAUAUCCGUUAGGCCUCAUUGCACCCACAUAGCAAUGCUUACCGCUACACUCCUCCUGCUUCUGCUGGCUAUAGCGGUGCUGAGCAGGCGGCAUGUGGGCCUCUGCUGGUGGAAGGACUCGAGGGAGCUGCCUGGCCCUUGGGCUUUGCCCUUUGUUGGCAAUCUCUUCCACAUGUUCCAUUCCGACCUUCCCAUCCACUUCCUUGACUUAGCCCAGCGAUAUGGACCCAUCUAUCGCCUCCGCCUUGGGAACAAAGACAUUGUGAUUCUGAACAAUUCGGAUCUAAUCCAUGAAGCGCUGGUGCAGAAAUGGUCUGACUUUGCCGGACGGCCUCACGGUUUUGUUGGAAACCUUAUUUCAUAUGGAGGCAAGGAUCUUUCCUUGGGCAACUAUACCCCAGCCUGGCGCUUGCAGAGGAAAAUGACCCACGUGUCUUUCCAGCGUUGCCUGCGGGGAAACAUGGAGCAGAUUGUGCAGACCCAGGCCCGGUACCUCUGCAAGGUUUUCCACAGUUAUGACGGGGAACCUGUGAAUUUGGCUCGAGAUUUUUCCUUGCAAGCCUGCUGGAUCAUCUGCACUGUGUUGUUUGGGCCUAUGGAUGCUUCCACUGUUGAAGAACUGCUAGACUGCAUCUAUAAGCUAGUGGAAAAGUGGAGUGCAAUUUCUGUCCAGGUGGUGGAUGUGCUGCCCAUCCUCAAGGUAUUCCCCAACACCAACUUGCGGCAUCUACUCUCCUAUGUCAAAGCUCGGGAUGCCUUUGUCCAGCGGGAGAUGAAAAAACACCAGGAGUCCCACCAUCCCUCAGAGGGACAGGAUGUGGUAGACCACAUGCUACAGUUUCUGCGAGACCACGGAGCCGGCAAGUCGAGGGACGCUGGCCUUGAGCCGGAUCAUAUCCACAUGGCCAUUGUCGACAUGCUCAUUGGCGGAACCGACACCACGGCUACCUUGCUCACCUGGGCUGUGGCCUUUUUGGUGCAUCACCCGCAGAUCCAGGAACGAAUCCACAAAGAGCUGGCGACAGUUGUAGGAACCGAUCGUGACCCCACCUAUAGGGAUCGGGAGCAUCUGCCCUACUUGAAUGCCACCAUCCUGGAGACCUUGCGGAUGCGCCCCUCGGCAGUCCUUGCUUUGCCCCACAUGACCAUCCGUGACACAAGUUUGUCGGGGUUUUCCAUUCCCAAGGGCACAACAGUCAUCGCCAAUCUCUAUGGGGCCCAUCAUGCUGAGAGUACAUGGAAUCGCCCCCUGGAGUUCAGACCAGAGAGAUUCCUGGAGGACGACACUUCAGGGGAGGCCCAGCGGCAUCUGGUGCCGUUCAGCUGUGGGGCACGGGUCUGCCUGGGGGAAGCACUGGGGCGCAUGGAGUCUUUUGUCUUCCUUGCACACAUCCUGCGGGAUUUCCAGAUACUGCCCCAAUCCCCUGGAUGCCUCCCUGACCUCAAGGGACAAUUUGGGAUGAUUGUGCAUUGCAAGCCAUUCAUGGUGAGGCUGGUGCCCUGGGUGGUGGCUGAUCCUGCAAAAUGAGGCCUCUCAUUGUGGGAGAGUGAAGGCCCCUCCCUCACCUGCCCUGGCCCUCUCUUUCCAUGCCCAGUGCAACUCUCCUAACGUACAGCCAGUGUGGUUUAACACUUAGGGCAUCAGACCUGGGAGAGCAGAGUUCAAAUCCCACUUGGCCACUAAGCUCAUUGAGUGACCUUCGGCCAGACACUGUCUCUCAUUCUAACCUACCUCACAGGGUUGUUGUGAGGAUAAUAUGGAGUGGGGAGAACCAAGUAGACCGCCUUGAGCUCCUAGGAGGAAAAGUGGCAAAUAAAUGCAACAAAUAAGUAAGCUCUAACUAAAUUUAACCCAAACAACAUGUAAUGUAUGUUAUACUAGCUUUUUAUCCUGAACUUUUUAUUCAUCCAAGUCUUUUAAUCUUGUGUUUUAAACCAGGAUUGAGGGUCUCUGUGGCCUUCCAGACGUUGCUGGACUCCAACUCCCAACAUCCGUGACCGCUGUUGUUCCACACUGACUAGGGCUGACGGGAAGUGGAGUCCAGCAAUAUCUGGAGGACACCAGCUUGGCGAAGGCUGCCUUCAGGCUUCACUGUUUUAAAGUGGUUUUAAAUAAACCAUAUGCCAUCAUCACUCUCUUAUUGUGCUUGUAAGCUGAGCUGCAAAUUGUUUUGGUCCGUCUCUGCUAGAAAGGAAGAUCUUAUGUUAUUAUUUUUUGUCAGUCCUGUAUUUUUAAAAUAAUUAAGAUUUUUUUAUGUUGUUAAAAAAAAUAAAGGUGUCCCCGCACUUGUAGUGCGAGUCGUUUCCGACUCUUAGGGUGAUGUCUUGCGAUGUUUACUAGGCAGACCGUAUAUAUGGGGUGGGAUUGCCAGUUCCUUCCCCGGCCUUUCUUUACCCCCCAGCAUAUGCCGGGUACUCAUUUUACCGACCACAGAUGGAUAAAAGGCUGAGUGGACCUUGACCCAUUUUACCAGAGAUUCGACUUCCUCCUUCCGUUGGAAUCGAACUCCAGCUGUGAGCAGAACUUCGGCUGCGUUACCGCCGCUUACCUCUCUGCGCCACGGAGGUUGUUAGCCACCAGCAAAUUUUAUUGAUUUUAUUUUAUUAUUUUAUUUUAUUGAUGGGUAGCCUUAUCAAUUUAAUUAAAUAACAAGAAUAAUAGAGCUUAAUGUGCCCCAAAAGAUACUCCAAAGUUGUGUCUUCAAACCUGCUUUGUCCCCAGACCUUUCCAACGUUGCUCCCCAGAUGUUUUGGGCUCGCCAUCUGUUCCCAGGGCCAAUGGCUGAGAUCAGCAGGGCCAGGCACUCACACCUCUGCAGGGAAACCACCACCAAAAGGCCCCAUCCUAGCUGCUGCCAGUGCUGCUUCUGACCAUUGCCACCCACUCAUUCACACACACCCUCCCUAUGGCCCAGAGGGGAGAGCAAGUGAGCAGUGACAGUGGCCCAUGCCCUGCUGCAUACUGUGAGGAGCCACCCCCUUUCCACCAGGCUCCUCCCUCCAAGUCUCAAGAGACCAACCAUCGUAUUUGUUUCUCAAAAUACUGCACAAGCCUAUACAAGUUACAUAAGAGCCCUGUUGGAUCAGGCCAAAGGCCCACCUUGUCCAACAUCCUGUUCUCUCAGCGGGCAACCCGAUGCUCCAAUGGGAGGCCCAAAGUAGGACCUGGACACGCAGUACUCUGGGUCUCCACCUCCCACCCUGCAAUGUGCAGCAACUGGUAUUCAGAGGCGCAUUGCCUUUGACAGUGGAGUUGUGAGCCCCUGAGCCAAAUGCCCCUUUCACAAAUAGAAGAGCAGCAAAAGAAAGACAUGAUUCUCUCUCCUUUUAAUUUUUUUAUUUUAAACAUUUUCUCACAAGGAUCUAAAAAUAACUUCCCCCCCAAGCGCUUUGUAUAGAGAAUUUUUUUACCCCAACCCCCUAAAAAUUAACACUGUACAGCCUGCCCCUCCCAUCCCGUGCAGAUACCCUGCCCUACUUUAAAUGGAGUUAAUGGCCGCUUCUGCCCCAUCAGGAAAGGAAAGGAGGGGGGUGGAGUUCAGAUUAGUAUUGAGUAAAACCAUAUGCUUAUGUGCCUUAAGAAGAAAUCUUGUUAGCUUUGUUAUCU
Molecule: messenger RNA, 3610 nt
Organism: Rhineura floridana
Lineage: Eukaryota; Metazoa; Chordata; Lepidosauria; Squamata; Rhineuridae
Product: steroid 21-hydroxylase
Exons: 10
Coding region: 38-1531 (497 amino acids)
Biological process (GO): hormone biosynthetic process; progesterone metabolic process
Molecular function (GO): steroid 17-alpha-monooxygenase activity; iron ion binding; heme binding
Source: RefSeq, a predicted model, not a curated record